Molecule: messenger RNA, 1536 nt
Organism: Microdochium trichocladiopsis
Lineage: Eukaryota; Fungi; Ascomycota; Sordariomycetes; Xylariales; Microdochiaceae
Product: major facilitator superfamily domain-containing protein
Exons: 1
Coding region: 1-1536 (511 amino acids)
Biological process (GO): transmembrane transport
Cellular component (GO): fungal-type vacuole membrane
Molecular function (GO): transmembrane transporter activity
Source: RefSeq, a predicted model, not a curated record
AUGAGUGCCGUCCUGGCACCGCUGCGGUGGUUUUACCACGAGUUCGGAGUCGACAGUCUGCACGGAGCCGGCCGAAAUGCGUACCUGGUUAUCACCGCGCGCUCGUGCCGCAUGUUUGCGUACGGCACCAACGCCCUCAUCCUCGCCCUCUUCUUCGCCGAGCUCAAGUUCUCCGACUUCCGCAUUGGCUUGUUCAUGAGCCUGACGCUCCUCGGCGAUGUGUUUCUGGGCAUGUGGCUCACCCUCAUCGCCGACAAAGUCGGCCGCCGCCGUGUCAUGUUCCUCGGCUCGUUUCUAAUGGUCAUGAGCGGCUUUGUGUUCGCCGUCUUUGAAAACUUCUGGAUCCUCUUGCUCGCCGCCAUCGUCGGCGUCGUCAGUGCCACAGGUGGUGACUUUGGGCCGUUCCGUGCGAUCGAGGAGUCAAUUCUGUCUGAGCUGACGAGUCCCACGACCCGCUCUGAUGUUUUCACGUGGUACGUCACCACGUCAACUUUGGGCUCUUCGAUUGGCAGUGAGGCGUCAGGCCGCAUCAUACACUAUCUACACGACGGGCCCGAGGGUUGGUCGCUCAAAGAUGCCUAUCAUACCAUCUUCUGGGUGUACACAGCCAUGGGCGUGGUAAAUGCCCUGCUCGUGUUGCUUCUGACGGAUGCUUGUGAGCUCAAACGCAAAGACGACGCAGGAGGGUACUCCCAAGUUGCGACCCAGGACGUCAUCGAAGACGAGUACGAGACCAACAGUGAUACUGGCGCGGCGCCUCCAAAGGACGACCACGAUCUAUCGAGGUCCCUUUUUGGCCGCCUUCAAAGUCAGCUGUCGUCCAUUUCCGCACCCACCCGGCGCGUCAUGUACAAGCUCUGGGUGCUGCUCGCGCUCGACUCUGUCGCUGACGGCAUGGUCCCAUACUCGCUUACGAACUACUACGUCGACAACAAGUUCCACCCCGCAAAGUCCACUCUUGGCGAUGUGACUUCUGUCGCGUACUUCCUCGGCUCAAUCUCGUCCAUCUUCGCGGGCCCCCUGGCACGCAAGAUCGGCCUCGUGAGCACAAUGGUCUUCACCCACACCCCGUCCUCCGCGGCGGUCCUGCUCUUUCCUGCGCCAAGCACCUUCUGGAUGACCGCUUUCCUUCUCUUCGUCCGCGCGGGACUCAACAAUAUGGACCAGGCGCCGCGCUCGGCCUUCAUUGCAGCCGUCACCAAGGCGGACGAGCGGACCGCGGUCAUGGGGAUCACCAACAUGCUGCGUACUCUGGCGGCCAUGCUUGGUCCCUCGGUCACUGGCGCGCUUGCGGGAAACGAGCGGUUCUGGGUCGCGUUUGUGGUCGCGGGGAGUUGUAGGCUGCUAUACGAUUUUGGCUUGUUCAUCAUGUUCAAGAACAUGCCGCUCCACCAGCAUGAGGACGGAGCCACAGGGCAGCGUUCCGAUGCCGGGGGCCGAGGCCGAGAUGAGGAGGAGAUGGAUGGCGAUGAGAUGGACGAUCUGCCGUCGCCGAGCGAGUUCAGUAGCGGCCGCUCAACACCGAGCACGCGAUGA